This is a messenger RNA of Rhodotorula toruloides NP11, 2034 nucleotides long. RefSeq names its product alkaline phosphatase. The coding region runs from base 1 to 2034 and encodes 677 amino acids. Gene Ontology annotation, biological process: dephosphorylation. The transcript is spliced from 9 exons. NCBI's taxonomy places the organism in Eukaryota, Fungi, Basidiomycota, Microbotryomycetes, Sporidiobolales, Sporidiobolaceae. Gene Ontology annotation, molecular function: alkaline phosphatase activity. The record is from RefSeq and is a predicted model, not a curated record.
AUGGCGUACACCAAACGCCGCUCGGGCUUGAAGAGGAGUGCCCUCGUCGCCGCUGCCCUCGCUGGAUCCGCUUCCGCUCAAACGUUCCGUCGCACCGCUGCGUGCCCGAACCUCGGAUGCAUCUUCCCUCCUGACCAGUCCGCCUUCAUCGCUGGCCAGGUCUUCGACCUCCGCGUCGAGGUCCAGGCGCCGGCGAACGGCACGAUGCCGUUCAACAACGGCAAGCCGUACGACUCGUUCACCCUCUCCAUCGGCAAGAAGGGCCAGGAGCUCAAGGACGUCACCAAGGCCUUCUCCGUUGUGGACCCGAAGUUGUCGAGCUACAACUUCACCUACUACGAGGACUUGUUCGCUCAGGACGCCAAGACACCGACGCUCGUCAAUGUCGUCGCGAAGGACUACCGCCACCUCGCUCUCUACGACCCGGGCGAGUACGAGCUCAAGCUCAAGUACAACAACGGCAUGGAAGAGACCGCAACGUGGGAGGUCCUGCCGCUCUCGAAGAAGAAGCUCGCCAAGAACGUCAUCCUCUUCAUCGGCGACGGAAUGGCCCCCGGCAUGACGACGGCCGCGAGGUUGCUGGGCCACAAGAGCGUCAACGGCAAGUACCAGUCGACGCUCGCCCUCGACAAGGCGGAAGGUUUCGGCAUGCAGCACACCCAUAGUCUGGACUCGUUCAUCACCGACUCGGCCAAUUCAGCAACCGCUCUCAUGGCUGGCAAGAAGAGUACCGUCAACGCGCUCAACGCCUACACUGAUUCGACUGGCAAGCCCUACGCCAACCCGAAGUUUGAGACCAUCUUUGAGAUGGGCCGCCGCAUCUACAACUCGCAGAUCGGCGUGGUGUCGACGGCUUACCUCGCCGACGCUACCCCGGCUGCCGUCGUCGCACACACAUCGCUUCGCUCGCAGUACGACCUCAUCAUCGACCAGUAUCUUGACGGCGUCACGAGCAACUUCACCUGGACCAAGUGGGACGGUCCCGACGUUCUCUUCGGCGGCGGCGGUUCGGACUUCGUCGCGAAGGCCUCGAACCGCAACGUCUCCAAGAUCGACAAGUUCCUCGCCAAGGGCUACGAGUUCGUCACGACCAACUCGUCGCUGUUCAACAUCGGCAACUCGAAGCGCGCACUCGGCUUGUUCUCCGCCUCGACUCUCCCGACCUGGGUCGACCGCCACGUCUUCCCCGAGAACCUUCCGACCUUCAAGGCGUACAAUGAGGCGAACAAGACAUUUACUGCACCGUCGAAAGACGUGCCGGGCCUCAAGGAGAUGACGCUCAAGGCACUCGACAUCCUCACCACCCGCUCAAAGGCGGACGGCACUAACUUCAUGCUCAUGUCGGAGGCCGCGAGUAUCGACAAGGCUAUGCACAUCGCCGACUACCCUCGCGCUCUCGGCGAGCUUCUCGAGCUCGACAACACCAUCGCCGCAACGCUCGAGUACCUUGACAAGCACAACCUCCGCAACGAGACGCUCGUCAUUGUCACCGCCGACCAUGGUCACGGCUUCGACGUCUUUGGCAGCGCCGACACGAAGUACCUGAAGGCCGCUCAGGGCAACGACAAGAAGCGCAACGCGAUCGGAACAUACGUCAACUCUGGCCUCAGCGGCUACCAAGUCCCGGAAGGUGUCUCGCCUCAGAACAACACCGUUGUCACUGGACCGUGGGGAGAAGGCUUCCCUGUCGAUUGGCAGCCUCGUUACACCGCUGCGAUGGGUUUCGCCGCCGACGUUGAUCAAUACGAAGAUUACACUACACGCAACAAGAGUCGGACGACGUCCCUUACGAAGCUCGCCAACGGCACCUAUCGCGCCGACCCGUCUGAUGCGCCCGACGGCUUCUUCAUCAGCGGAAACCUGCCGACGACCGAUGACCAGGGCGUCCACUCGCAAGUCUUCACCUGGGGACCGGCUGCGUCGCUCUUCAACGGCAUGCAGGACUCUACCGAGAUCGCCCAGAAGAUCGCAGCGGCGCUCGACCUCGGCAAGGACCACAACGCCACGGCUCGCGUCCACGGCCCUCGCCACUAG